ACAACUGCAUCCUCACCUAGCCUCCUUCCCCUGCUUCCUCCAUCAGAUUGGUUUGUGAAGAGGGGGGGCGGGGGAGGGGGGGGACUGAGGCGAUGUCGUUUUGGCCCCCUUUCAGAUCUCCUGAGAGCGUCAGAUGAAUAAAGUCAUUCAAAUUCACCGGAGCUGUAUAAAAUAACGGAGAUCUCUCUUCCUCUCUCUCUCUUUUAAACUCGUCCUAAAAUGGCAACCAUGAGUGACCAGGGAGGAUCAAAAGACGCAUUCGGGCGCAAGCCCGCCUCGCGGAGAAAUUAACCACCUGAUGGGCACCGGAGGAACCGAGGAGAGACUGUUUAGGUGUCGCUUGUUGACUUGGUGAUUUACAAUGCUGAGCAAAUAAGGGGCGCUGCAAGUUUGACCGAGCGUCUGCGUAACAGGCUAUGCCACCGGCCUUUACAUCUGAUCUUUUUCCUUCUUUCUUUCUUCUUCUUUUUUUUGGAUAUGGUAAUGAUGUCAUGAAAUACCGGAGGAGGGGGGGCUGUACCUAAACUGGAAGAGAUGGCAAUCAGUAUCAUGUAAGUAGGAUACAUGGGAUUCGCUCAGCAUGGACCCAUUUGAGGUGUGUUUGCUAUUCUGACUUUCUCGCAUUCACGACUGAUUGGUCGAGAGGCUUCAUGCCUCAUUUUGUCUCCCUGCGCGCGCUGAGCUGCAACUUUUGUCCUCUGGUCUGCGUCCACAUCACAGCGCGCGAGCGCUUACUGUAAGCGUCCGCGGACCGAAGCGCUCACUGACUUAAAAUGGAGUUUGCCAUGGUGGGCGCGGACGGUGGGUGCAACAGCCACCUGCCUUACGGAUAUGCCCAGGCUCGCGCGCGGGAGAGGGAGCGCGAGAGGGAGCGCCAGGCUGCCCACACCAGAGCGGCGGCCGCAGCGGCUGCUGCCGAAGGUGGAACGUGCACGGAGGGAGGUGGAGGAGGUAGCUGCGGUGGCGUCGGAGGGUCCACCUCCAACACCUCCUCGAGCGCUCAUCUCCUUAACAACCGCCAGCAUCAGUCUCGCGCCGCCUCCUCCGCGAACGCCAACAUCAGCAGCGGCGGUACCGCCUCGCGCCCCUCCCCCUCCUCCUUCACCUCCACCACCACCACCUCCACCUCCUCCUCGCAGCAGAACCAGCAGGAGCCCGAGCAGCAGCAGAGAUUUGUCCGAGAGCGGAAAAAGCAGCGCGGCGUCGGACGCUGGAGACGGAACCGGGGUACUCUCGGUGGGGACCUGCGCCACUCCGAGCUGGCUCUGCUCGGAUCCGAGGAGGACAUCAUGAUAGAGGAGGAAGAGGCCGAGGGAGCCGAGGAAGAGGAGGAGGAGGAGGGGGAGGGGGGCGGGGGCGACCGGGGGAGCAAAAGGUCGAGUUUUUUGUGCAACAUGGAUGAUGAGGAGGAGACCGUGUCGAUCACCGACAGGCGGCCCCAGUCCGGAUACGAAAACGUUUACAGCGAGUGCGGCUGCUGCGAGAGAGUUGUCAUCAACGUGUCGGGUCUGAAGUUUGAAACUCAGCUCAAGACGCUCACUCAGUUCCCGGACACGCUCCUGGGAGAUCCGGACAAGAGGAUCAGGUACUUCGACCCGCUGAGGAACGAAUACUUCUUCGACCGGAACCGACCGAGUUUUGACGCCAUUCUUUACUACUACCAGUCAGGCGGGCGCUUAAAAAGACCAGUCAACGUCCCAUUUGACAUAUUUUCCGAGGAGGUCAAGUUUUAUGAACUCGGGGAGGAGGCGAUACUAAAGUUUCGGGAGGAUGAGGGCUUCGUCAAAGAGGAGGAGAAACCUCUGCCGGAGGAUGAGUUCAAGCGCCAGAUUUGGCUGCUCUUUGAGUAUCCGGAGAGCUCGAGCCCUGCCAGGGGGAUCGCGGUCGUGUCCGUCCUUGUUAUUGUCAUUUCUAUUGUGAUUUUCUGCCUGGAGACGCUGCCGGAGUUCAGGGAUGACAAAGAGUAUCUACAGCCACGAAACAACUCCUCUCAAGCCGAUCACGGAUUUACUCCUUUUAACGACCCUUUUUUCGUCGUGGAAACGGUCUGCAUCAUCUGGUUCUCGUUUGAGAUUAUAGUUCGCUUCUUUGCCAGUCCGAGCAAAACUCUCUUCUUUAAAAACAUUAUGAACUCCAUAGACAUUGUUUCCAUUUUGCCUUAUUUCAUUACUCUCGGCACGGACCUGGCGCAGCAUCAGGGCAACGGACAGCACGCGAUGAGUUUCGCCAUCCUGAGAAUAAUCCGCCUUGUCAGGGUGUUUCGCAUCUUCAAGCUGUCCAGGCACUCUAAGGGGCUGCAGAUCCUGGGUCACACCCUGCGCGCCAGCAUGAGGGAGCUGGCCCUCCUCAUUUUCUUCCUGGUCAUAGGUGUCAUCCUGUUCUCCAGCGCGGUGUACUUCGCCGAGGCGGACGAACCCACCUCGCAGUUUACGAGCAUCCCGGACGCGUUUUGGUGGGCUGUAGUGACCAUGACCACAGUGGGUUACGGAGACAUGAAGCCCAUCACUGUGGGUGGGAAGAUAGUGGGCUCCCUCUGCGCGAUCGCGGGCGUGUUAACCAUUGCGCUCCCGGUCCCGGUCAUAGUGUCCAACUUCAACUACUUUUAUCACAGGGAGACCGAUAACGAGGACCAGUCGCCGGUGGUGGAGAGCAUGCCCCCGGGCUGCCCGUACUUCCCUGACUUUCUAAGAAAAUUCAAAGGCUCGCCCUCUGGCUCCUCGCUCGGUGACAAAGCGGAGUAUAUGGAAAUGGAGGAGGGGGUGACGGAGUCGCUUUGCGGGCUGGACAAGAGCCCCAGUAAAGGAAACGGCACAGACAUAAGCAGAAAAAACAGUACUAACUCAAAAUCCAUUCAGACUGACGUGUGAUUACAAUUAGAGUUUAUUAUUAUUAAUUAUUUUUCCUGAAGAAGAAGAACACGCCCUAUAAAGAUAAUUUUGAACAUCAUUUCUGCCCAACAGCAGGUGACCCCCUCCCGCCCUCACAUCCCCAACACAAGUUUGAAACACGCCUCAGACACAGACACACACACACACGCACAUUCAUGCCACUGAUUGGCAGGUUGUGAUGCUUCUCUCUCUUUCUCCUGUUUUUAACCAUCGCGCACUUCUCUAACAGCAGCCUUUCCCCCAAACCAUCUUCACCACACACCAGUCUAUUUGUUCAUCUAAGCUGUGCGGGCUUCCAAAUCUGACAUCAAAUUGAAAUUCUAGUAAAGACAGGCUAUGCAUUCGCACUUUAUGAGUUUCAUCUGUCAAUAACAGAUAUAGGGAUGAUCGUUUUUGCUGUUAUGCAAUAAAGUUCAAAAUCUGUUUGCACUAAUGUAGAUUUUUUUUUGCGCUGGGUUUUGACAGAUUUGUAUUCAGAGACAGAAGCUGUAGGCCAUGAAAGUGGCGCGUAUUUAGUAAUCCUCUGACCACUUCGCUAAAGAAUGUUUGAACAACUUCCUCACAGAGAGCAGACUAAGGAUAUUAAUAAUCCCCUUUAUAUGCUGCCAGUAAAACUAAAGAAAAAAGAAAAAAUUGGAAACGAAAAUACGGAUAAGUCUUUUGUAACUGUUCCAGUAUUUAACAUUAAAGAAAAGCUAACUGAUAAGACAGCAUUUAGUAAACCAGGGCUACAGUUAUUUCUAUGACACCUACACAACUAUGUUUUUCCACAACAGGCCAAAAGAAAAAAAAAGCCUUCUAUUGCUGACCCACUGCGAGAGCUAAGCACAGGAAUCAUCAGUUUAUAAAAUGGCUGGAGAAAUGACUCGCCCCAGGUUUUGUAUGGACAUGCUUGUUGGAAACUCGGCGACAGCAGUUUUCCCCAGUUUCAUUUAAACCACCUCAAAAUGACAAUAUCCCUUUACAAGGAGGCAGAUGGAAAGUUAAAGCAAAAAUGACUCAUCGUGGAAAGUCAUUGGAAGGGAGCUUGCGAGCAAUUUUCUCUCCUGUCUGCUGGACUUCGUGCACAAUUCCUCCCCCCCCCACCCACCCCGCCUCACCCCCCAAGAGGACUGCGAUUAUCUGCGAGCUCGGAGGAUCGUCAUGAUGUGGAUGUCUUCCAAGCGCUGCCAGUUACAGGGAGAGGGAGUAUCCCUGCACCCCGCCCGCAUCUCUGGAAAUCACAGAGAACAAGCAAAACGUUGUGACCGGUCAUCUUGAGCACAAGCGGACACUGAAAAGCAACAACCGGAUGACACUUGGCGUUUGGACAAUUGGAGGAGAGAGCUGCUGUAUGGUAUCAGUAAACAAACCCUCGAAGGCUGAGACUGGAGUUAGCGUGUGAGUGAGUCGCGGCCCAAAAUGAUUGCCUUAAUUACUACACAUGUAAAGAUGUAUGAAGUGAAGAUAACUAAGAAGACUUGUUCAAAAAUACAGAUGUUUUAUUUACAUGUGAAAAAAGUGUCUUGUAAGGAACAGAUGUGAAUAUUUUAAUAUGAUAGAGAUAAUGUUUGGUCGUAACGUCGACAUGUUUUAGUUGGGUCGGCUUCGUAGGUGUCAUAGGUUACUAAAUGGUGAGUUUGCUCUGCUUCUGUGCGGCCAGCAGUAUGACUUUUUUU
Messenger RNA from Haplochromis burtoni (Burton's mouthbrooder), 4546 nucleotides. RefSeq names its product potassium voltage-gated channel, shaker-related subfamily, member 4 (gene kcna4). NCBI's taxonomy places the organism in Eukaryota, Metazoa, Chordata, Actinopteri, Cichliformes, Cichlidae. The coding region runs from base 774 to 2867 and encodes 697 amino acids. Gene Ontology annotation, cellular component: voltage-gated potassium channel complex; membrane. Gene Ontology annotation, molecular function: delayed rectifier potassium channel activity; protein binding; potassium ion binding. Gene Ontology annotation, biological process: protein homooligomerization; potassium ion transmembrane transport. The record is from RefSeq and is a predicted model, not a curated record. The transcript is spliced from 3 exons.